Molecule: messenger RNA, 1739 nt
Organism: Anopheles moucheti
Lineage: Eukaryota; Metazoa; Arthropoda; Insecta; Diptera; Culicidae
Gene: Prps
Product: ribose-phosphate pyrophosphokinase 1
Exons: 7
Coding region: 1-1065 (354 amino acids)
Biological process (GO): ribonucleoside monophosphate biosynthetic process; 5-phosphoribose 1-diphosphate biosynthetic process; purine nucleotide biosynthetic process
Cellular component (GO): cytoplasm; ribose phosphate diphosphokinase complex
Molecular function (GO): ribose phosphate diphosphokinase activity; magnesium ion binding
Source: RefSeq, a predicted model, not a curated record
AUGCCAGUGCGAUCAUCUCAUCCGAUUCGCGCCAGAACGCUUGUCCGUAGCAACUUGGAGAAGGCAUCCGUUAUCAGCAACAUCCUACAGUCGAGGAUGCCCAACAUUAAGGUGUUUUCUGGUUCGUCCCAUCCGGAUCUUGCCUCGCGCAUCGUCGACCGGCUCGGUAUCGAUCUCGGCAAGGUUGUGACGAAAAAGUUCAGCAACUUGGAAACCUGUGUCGAAAUUGGUGAAUCCGUCCGUGGCGAAGAUGUGUACAUCGUGCAGUCCGGUUCCGGGGAGAUCAAUGAUAAUUUGAUGGAGCUGCUGAUUAUGAUCAAUGCGUGCAAGAUAGCAUCGGCUUCCCGUGUGACCGCGGUCAUACCAUGCUUCCCGUAUGCCCGACAGGACAAGAAAGAUAAGGUAUCCGCAAGAUCCCGUGCUCCAAUUUCCGCCAAGCUGGUUGCAAACAUGCUUUCCGUCGCUGGUGCAGAUCAUAUCAUUACAAUGGAUCUGCACGCUUCACAAAUUCAGGGUUUCUUUGAUAUACCGGUCGAUAAUUUGUACGCCGAGCCGGCUGUACUGAAAUGGAUCAGGGAGAAUAUUGCCGAAUGGCGCAACUCGAUCAUCGUGUCGCCGGAUGCGGGCGGUGCGAAGCGCGUUACCUCGAUCGCAGAUCGGUUAAACGUGGAGUUCGCGCUGAUCCACAAGGAACGCAAGAAGGCGAAUGAGGUCGCCUCGAUGGUGCUGGUCGGUGAUGUGAAGGACCGUGUUGCAAUCCUGGUGGACGAUAUGGCUGACACGUGUGGCACCAUUUGUCACGCAGCCGACAAGCUGGUCGAGGCUGGUGCAACGAAAGUGUACGCCAUACUAACGCACGGCAUCUUCAGUGGGCCGGCCAUCUCGAGGAUAAACAAUGCCUGCUUCGAGGCAGUGGUGGUGACGAACACUAUUCCACAGGACGGUCACAUGAAGGAUUGUCCCAAAAUACAGUGUAUCGACGUUUCGAUGAUGUUCGCUGAGGCUGUCCGUCGGACGCACAACGGCGAAAGCGUGUCAUAUCUGUUCUCAAACGUUCCUUACUAAGCCCUACCCCAGCCGUUAUGAAGCAUAACAAAGAGAGGGAGAGAGAAAUUAGAGCCUCCGUUCUUCUAAACUAUGACACACAACACGUUAAGCCAUGCCCCCGUUGUCCUCCAAUUAGAUUGGAAAUUGGCAUCAAAAUUUAGAGGAAACACACACUCACAGACACCCCAGAAACACAACAAAGCUUUCCUUUUCGAUCGUCUCACUAAGUGUAAGUUACACGUGUCAAAGAGGGGAAAUAAGCAUAAAGCAUUCUGAUGAUCAGUGUAAAUGACAGGCCAUUAAAGUUUGUACUGCGGUUAUAGUGGAAGAGAGAAAAUUGCAAAAAAGAUGAAAAAGUAAACUAGAUACUUGCAAAGGCUCAUUCACUUGGGCCUGCAUAACAACAACAGAUCGAAUUAGGCUUAUUAUUAGGAAACAUAAUCGAGAAUGUUAACAUUACAGCUUGCGUUUUUACAAAGGAAAGCUGAAGAUGUGGUUCUGCCAUCGAGCAUGAAAUGCUUUUUUUUGUUUUCGCUAUUAUCCUAUCAUGAAAAGAAUUUGUUUCAUACUCAUACACACACGCAUAGUUUCGUGUUUUUGACGCAGUCUUAUACAGGUUAAUAAAAAAAGACAUGGUGCGGAUCGCAUUUUCUAUCUGCUUAGCAAUAACGUGUACAUGUCGUUGAUGUGUC